AUGGACCCAGCCAGUCAGGCACUGGCUCUAGAUCUGCCCCCAAACGUGCGCAAGAUAACGAAACGCCCCGCCGAACCACCGAAAAAGAAUUGGCCUCAAGGCUUCCGUCGCCGCCAUCCAGAAAUUAAGUUAAGGAGUAAUAGAGCGAUGCCUUGGGAGCGUCACGAUAACAACAUAUACGAUAAGGUUAAGAAAUGGUUUAAUGUGAUCGAAAAGGAACUCCGUAGACCAGACGUCUUGCCUAAGAAUGUCUACAAUAUGGAUAAAACAGGCAUCAUGCUUUCUAUGCUUGGUUCUGUUAAAGUCCUUGUAGGUAAGGAUGAUCGGCGAAGCUAUAGAGGUGCUAGCGUGAAGCGCACGAUGGUAACUGCCAUCGAGUGUAUAUCCGCAAGCGGAUACAACGACUCUUAUAUCAGUCUUAAGUGGAUAAAACGAGUGUUUGAUCCCCAAACAAAAGCUCGCGCUAAUCAGAAGCCACAAAUACUAAUCUGCGAUGGCUUUAGAACACACGAGACCCUUGAGGUCCUUGAGUUCUGCUUUAAGAACAACGUUAUCCUAUGUCGAUUGCCCUCCCACACCUCCCACAAGCUACAGCCGUGUGACGUAUCCGUUUUUGGCCCACUAAAGACGGCAUAUCAAGACAAAGUCGAACUACUAUAUCGCGGAGGUCUAACGACCAUUAACAAAGAACAUUUCACCACCAUAUACAGCCCAGCAAGGAAAAGGGCCAUGACUAAGAAGAAUAUCCUUGCCGGCUGGGCAAAGACGGGACUCUUUCCGUUCAACCCACCAAGGGUUCUUCGUGACAUCACGAAGCCUGACGCCCCACUGACUGUUGCUCUAAUGACUGUUCCGAUACCAUGUGUAGAUGCAAGUGAUGUGAUGUAUCAGUAA
Messenger RNA from Plenodomus lingam JN3, 894 nucleotides. RefSeq lists its product as uncharacterized. Lineage: Eukaryota; Fungi; Ascomycota; Dothideomycetes; Pleosporales; Leptosphaeriaceae. The record is from RefSeq and is a predicted model, not a curated record.